AUGUUUCAAACAGAUAUUCUUAUUAAUAUAUCCGUAUUGCCAUCAAAUAUAAUGUCAUUACGUGAUAAUAAUUUUAGUGAUUUUGUUCAGGAAGAGGCUAGUCAUGCUGCUGCUGCUCUAUUCGAAUUACAAGGUAUCAAUAGUGUGAAGUCAUUGUUGAUGAUAGAUGAUGUUUUUUCUAUUAUGACAGUGAAGAGCAAAAGUCUUGAUGAAUUUAAAAAUAAGUAUGGUUAUAUUCAAGAUGAUGGUACAUGUGUAAUACAACCUGGUGUUAAAGGAAAUACAGAAUAUCUCAUUAUUGAAGGCAAGGAUUAUUUUAUUUCAUUACAAAAUGAUUCAAGUGGUACAUUAAAAUGUUACAUAAAGUGCUGCUGUGAAAAAUUGAUAACAUUAGUAUUUAGGCAUGAAAAAUUUCAACUGUCAAAUUUUUAUCGUCAUUUACAAGGUUUAACUAAUGAAUGUCCUGCAUUAAAAAACAAUUUUUAUAAUUCUUCAAUAUCAUCACCAUUAUCAACAAAUAAUCAGCAACCAUUGAUCACAUCAGAUAAUGUACUUCAACAAAUUGUAUCACCAAAUUCAAUAUCUAUUAUAUCAUCGUCAGAUACAAUACAAUCGAAUUCAACUUCAGUCACAGCAUCUUCUAUGUCCAAAUCAACAGUAGAUGAUGAAACUUGUGAUGAAAACAUUAUUGAACAACCAUCAUCCUCAAAAACGAAAAGACAAGUGAAAAGAAAAGUUUAA
Molecule: messenger RNA, 741 nt
Organism: Adineta steineri
Lineage: Eukaryota; Metazoa; Rotifera; Eurotatoria; Adinetida; Adinetidae
Source: the annotation of a GenBank genome assembly